This is a messenger RNA of Neogale vison (American mink), 2528 nucleotides long. RefSeq names its product Bardet-Biedl syndrome 7 (gene BBS7). Gene Ontology annotation, molecular function: protein binding. Gene Ontology annotation, cellular component: membrane; axoneme; ciliary basal body. Gene Ontology annotation, biological process: non-motile cilium assembly; intracellular transport; intracellular protein localization. The transcript is spliced from 19 exons. Lineage: Eukaryota; Metazoa; Chordata; Mammalia; Carnivora; Mustelidae. The record is from RefSeq and is a predicted model, not a curated record. Bases 153 to 2300 code for a protein of 715 amino acids.
CGCCGCUGCCUUGGCGCUUCGCUUUUGCAUCCCCUGCUUGAGGCUCCUAGGGUUGGUCUUUCAAGGGGACGCGAGCGGUACCCCCGCAGAGGCCUGGGAUCUGGCAGCCUCUCACUCCUGUGCCGGCCGGAUAGCGCGUUGGUGUCACCGUCAUGGAUCUAAAUUUAAACCGAGCGGAUUAUUUACAGGUGGGAGUGACCUCUCAGAAGACUAUGAAGCUACUUCCUGCCUCAAGACAUAGAGCUACACAAAAGGUGGUUAUUGGAGAUCAUGAUGGUGUAGUUAUGUGCUUUGGCAUGAAAAAAGGAGAAGCAGUGGCAGUGUUCAAGACUUUACCCGGGCAGAAGAUUGCAAGAUUGGAGCUAGGAGGGGUUCUUAACACACCUCAGGAGAAGAUUUUUAUUGCUGCAGGAUCUGAGAUCAGAGGCUUCACAAAGAGAGGAAAACAGUUCCUCUCUUUUGAAACUAACCUCACUGAAAGCAUUAAAGCUAUGCAUAUAUCUGGCUCAGAUCUCUUUCUCAGUGCAAGUUACAUCUAUAACCAUUAUUGUGAUUGCAAAGACCAACAUUAUUACCUUUCUGGGGACAAAAUUAAUGAUGUCAUCUGCCUUCCAGUGGAAAGAUUACCUCGUAUUACACCGGUAUUGGCCUGCCAGGACAGAGUGCUCAGAGUUUUACAGGGAUCAGAUGUGAUGUAUGAAACUGAAGUGCCUGGCCCACCUACCGUUUUAGCACUACACAAUGGAAAUGGCGGUGACUCUGGAGAAGACCUUUUGUUUGGAACAUCAGAUGGAAAACUUGGGCUUAUUCAGAUCACUACCUCCAAACCAGUACACAAGUGGGAAAUUCGAAAUGAGAAAAAGCGGGGAGGGAUUUUGUGUGUUGACAGCUUUGACAUUGUGGGUGAUGGGGUUAAAGACUUACUUAUUGGGAGAGAUGAUGGAAUGGUGGAAGUGUACAGUUUUGACAAUGCAAAUGAGCCUGUUCUACGAUUUGAUCAGAUGUUGUCUGAAAGUGUUACAUCUAUCCAGGGUGGUUGUAUAGGGAAAGAUGGCUAUGAUGAAAUUGUGGUAUCUACAUAUUCAGGCUGGGUUACAGGUCUGACCACAGAGCCUAUACAUAAAGAAAGUGGUCCAGGAGAAGAACUAAAAAUUAAUCAGGAGAUGCAGAAUAAAAUUUCUUCUUUAAGGAGUGAGCUGGAACAUCUGCAGUAUAAGGUACUACAGGAAAGAGAGAAGUAUCAACAGUCUUCUCAAUCAAGCACAGCAAAAUCAGCAGUACCUUCAUUUAGUGUAAAUGAUAAGUUUACAUUAAAUAAAGAUGAUGCCAGCUACAGUCUCAUCCUAGAGGUACAGACAGCGAUAGAUAAUGUCUUAAUACAGAGUGAUGUUCCAAUAGACUUACUUGAUGUGGAUAAAAAUUCUGCUGUUGUCAGCUUUAGCAGCUGUGAUUCUGAGUCAAAUGACAACUUUCUUCUCGCUACUUAUCGGUGCCAGGCAAAUACCACAAGGCUGGAACUCAAGAUUCGUUCAAUUGAAGGCCAGUAUGGCACACUUCAAGCAUACGUGACUCCAAGGAUUCAACCUAAAACCUGUCAGGUCCGCCAAUACCUUAUCAAACCCCUUUCACUUCAUCAAAGAACUCACUUUAUUGAUCAUGACAGACCCAUGAAUACGCUGACUUUAACGGGCCAGUUCAGUUUUGCUGAAGUUCACUCCUGGGUGGUGUUUUGCGUGCCUGAAGUUCCUGAAAAACCUCCAGCAGGAGAAUGUGUGACAUUUUACUUUCAGAACACCUUCCUGGAUACACAACUUGAGAGUACCUACAGAAAAGGAGAAGGAAUUUUUAAAUCUGACAACAUUUCUACUAUAUCCAUCCUAAAAGAUGUGCUCUCUAAAGAAGCUACCAAAAGGAAAAUUAACCUCAACAUAUCAUACGAGAUAAAUGAAGUAUCAGUCAAACAUACUUUAAAGCUAAUCCACCCAAAGUUGGAGUACCAGUUGCUUUUGGCUAAGAAAGUGCAAUUAAUUGAUGCUUUAAAAGAAUUGCAGGUUCAUGAGGGAAAUACAAACUUUCUGAUACCAGAAUAUCGCUGUAUUCUCGAAGAAGCAGAUCACCUACAGGAAGAGUACAAAAAGCAACCUGCACAUCUUGAAAGACUGUACGGCAUGAUCACUGAUCUUUUCAUAGAUAAGUUCAAGUUCAAAGGCACCAAUGUAAAAACCAAAGUACCUCUUUUACUGGAGAUUCUGGACAAUUAUGACCAAAAUGCAUUGAUUGCUUUCUUUGAUGCUGCAUGAAAUAGAAACAAGGUAAAGUUCCAGAGAAGUCUUUUUAAAUGAAAUAUGUUAAAACAGAAUUAUGGCACAAGCUAACUGUACAUACUUUUAUUUCAGAUGCUUUUUAAUAUCAUUUAAGACUUUAGGAUAUGACUUCUUUUAGUUCUAUUUUGAGAAAUGGAGCUUUUUAAAAAUAAAUAGAAUUUUUAUUUUAAAACAAGUGGAAUGAUUAUAAGGAAUUUUAAUGAA